This is a messenger RNA of Styela clava, 971 nucleotides long. Its product is annotated as E3 ubiquitin-protein ligase MARCHF4-like. The record is from RefSeq and is a predicted model, not a curated record. NCBI's taxonomy places the organism in Eukaryota, Metazoa, Chordata, Ascidiacea, Stolidobranchia, Styelidae. Gene Ontology annotation, biological process: protein ubiquitination. Gene Ontology annotation, molecular function: zinc ion binding; ubiquitin-protein transferase activity.
AUAACCAAGAUUAUGUUUUGAAGAUAAACUACCAAAUGACACCAAUCGGCGAGCACGGAAUGGAGCCGUUGCCGGAAGGAAUUUCUCUUGAAAGAUUUCAUGCAAAUGAAGAAGUAGAUGAGGCUCAGAAAAUUGCUCGAAAAUCAUCGUCUCUCUCUAGCAGCAUUACAACAUGUUCAUCUCUUGGAAAUUUCUGCAGAAUAUGCCAUGAGAGCGACGAACCUCUGAUAAUCGCUUGCAAAUGUAGAGGAUCAAUUGCGUUCACUCAUCACAAAUGCUUGGUAGAAUGGCUUGUCAGAUCUGGAAAACCUCAAUGUGAACUGUGCGGAGAAGAUUAUCUUUUACGAGUCAAAAGCGCCCACGGAUGGCUAACGAUUCUCAAACAGCGGAUGUCAAGUCACGAUAAAGCUAUGGUACUGGUUGGUUUAAUAUGCUCCAUGUUUCUGGUUAGUACCACUACCUGGUUAAUAUGGUCAGCUUUGAGUCCAGAAAAUGCCACACAGAGAGCUAACGAACUUUUUCAAACAUGUUAUGCACUAUACGGAUUCAUGGAUGUAUUCUGUCUUGGUAUAUUGAUGCAUGAAAUACCACACUUGAGAUUAUUAUGGAGACGUUUGAAACUUAUCCGAUAUCAGCUUUAUGUCUUGCCACAUCCUAGCAGCAAAAUAGGUACUUUGGCGGAAACGUCUACAAACACAGAAGAGAUAACACUUCAGAUGUCAGAUUCUGGCGACGAGUGUGAUCUGGAAAGUACUACACCAAAUCCAAAAUCGGAAAUUGUGAACGAACAGCCAAAGAAUGAUGACAAACAUACUUUAGAAAAUAAUAUGAAUAUUACAACAAUAACGUAAAAUUUAUCAACUACUCAUAAUUGAUUUACUAUUUAUUAAUUUUCAGAAUACUAUACAUAAUAUUAUUUUAUACGCCAAAUUUCGCGGGUAGUAAUGUAAUAAAUAAAAUAAUUCUAUGAA